AUGCUAGCCACCCCUCUGGCAGCUCCUGCGGGCGCCCCCUCCAGGAGAAAGCGGUUGGAGUUGGACAAUGACCCAGGCACAGAGAGUCCCACCCGCAAACAAGCUCGAAGGGGGCCCCAGCCCUGGCUGCCUCCCUGCCUGCUGCCUCUGAGCCCACCCCCUGCUCCAGCCCAAGGUCUCGCUGUGACCACUGCCUCCCGGCUUGGGCCCUAUGUCCUCCUGGAGCCCGAGGAAGGCGGCCGGGCCUACCGGGCCCUGCACUGCCCCACUGGCACUGAGUACACCUGCAAGGUGUACCCGGUCCGCGAGGCCACGGCGGUGCUGGAGCCCUACUGGCGGCUGCCCCCGCGAGGACACGUGGCCCGGCCCACCGACGUCCUGGCAGGCCCCCGCCACUUGUACACCUUCUUCCGGCGGUCCCACGGGGACAUGCACAGCCUGGUGUGCCGCCGCCACCGCCUCCUGGAGCCCGAAGCGGCCACGCUCUUCCGCCAGAUGGCCGCCGCCCUGGCUCACUGUCACCAGCACAGGCUGGUCCUGCGCGAUCUCAAGCUGCGGCGCUUUGUCUUCACCGACCACGAGAGGACAAAGCUGGUGCUGGAGAACCUGGAGGACGCCUGUGUGCUGACCGGACCCGACGACUCCCUAUGGGACAAGCACGCGUGUCCGGCCUACGUGGGACCGGAGAUCCUCAGCUCCAAGUCCUGCUACUCGGGCAAGGCCGCCGACGUGUGGAGCCUGGGCGUGGCGCUCUUCACCAUGCUGGCUGGCCACUACCCCUUCCAGGACUCAGAGCCUGUCCUGCUCUUUGGCAAGAUCCGCCGCGGUGCCUUUGCCCUGCCGCAGGGCCUCUCGGCUGCUGCCCGCUGCCUGGUCCGCUGCCUCCUUCGACGGGAGCCAGCGGAGCGGCUCACAGCCACGGGCAUCCUGCUGCACCCCUGGCUGCGGGAGAACCCGAUCCCCUUAGCUCCAUCCCGAUCCCGCUUCUGGGAGGCUGACCAGGUGGUCCCCGAAGGGCCAGGGUUGGAGGAGGCUGAGGAAGAGGAGGGAGGAGGAGAAGUGGGUCUGUAUGGCUAG
This is a messenger RNA of Enhydra lutris kenyoni (northern sea otter), 1077 nucleotides long. RefSeq names its product tribbles pseudokinase 3. Bases 1 to 1077 code for a protein of 358 amino acids. Gene Ontology annotation, cellular component: nucleus. Gene Ontology annotation, biological process: positive regulation of proteasomal ubiquitin-dependent protein catabolic process; protein phosphorylation; regulation of MAP kinase activity. The transcript is spliced from 3 exons. Gene Ontology annotation, molecular function: protein kinase activity; mitogen-activated protein kinase kinase binding; ATP binding. The record is from RefSeq and is a predicted model, not a curated record. Lineage: Eukaryota; Metazoa; Chordata; Mammalia; Carnivora; Mustelidae.